AUGCCACCCACGUACAUAACUAAGUUGACUCAUUGCUUGUCGAGCCACUCCUUAAUCUUUCUCCAUACGGCCGCGUCAACUGCCUUACCAUCAUCCAACUCUCCAUUCGCCACCGACGGCAAGAGUCCGGUGGCGGGUACAAUCCUCUGUUUGUGUCAGAUCGAGAAGGUCGAACCACUCUGGUUCGAAUACCGACGAGCUUCUUACAAUCAAGGCAUCGCUCUCCUCAACGGCGACACUGAACUAAAUUUGAUCGGACGACCGCGAGGAAUCAUCCUCGGUUUUCUCCACGUACUUCGUGACCUCGUGGAGACGAUACGCUCGGAUUCGAACGACACCCAAUCGGGGGACACCGUGAAAUUCUCUGCCCUCAACCGUGUAUCUCCAACCCCGGCGUGCCGGUUAACGAGAUUGUCGUUGCGGUUAAGAGACUGA
Messenger RNA from Linum trigynum, 435 nucleotides. Lineage: Eukaryota; Viridiplantae; Streptophyta; Magnoliopsida; Malpighiales; Linaceae. The record is from the annotation of a GenBank genome assembly.